CUUUCCCAAUCCUAUAUGCAAAUUGUGACUCUGCAUUUCCCUCCUUUUGCACUCUUUGGUUUUAGCAACUCAGAUUUCCGGGAGCCCCUGAAGGCGGCGCAGCCACAUCCUUCAUUUACCGGACCGGAGAGACACGAGCGGCGCCGUGAAGUCUUCACACACCAACCGGAGCGGAUAACACACAGCGCUUACAUUCACCAGAUGAUGUUGAUGUUGCUGUUGCUCCUCGCCGGGAGUUGGUCCGGCGGCGACGGUUCGGACUGCGGCCCCGUCACCACGGAGACCAACAGCGCGGCGCGUUUACUGUCGGCCGUGGUGGACACGCAGAGAGCCGAGCAGAGCCAGAGGCAACACCUGGAGGCCCUGUUCAACAGAUAUGGAGAAAACGGCACCAUCUCUCUGGCCGGUUUAAAGCGCCUGUUACAGAACGUGGGUCUGGAUCGCAUCAGGACUGUUACGGUGCAACAUCACGAAGAACCAGGCCACCACGAUCACCACCACCAUCAUCACCAUAACCACGAUCACCACGAUCACCACCAUCACAACAACAACAACAACUCCCAGAGGCACGCUGAACCCUCUCAGCCCAGAAAGCUUCCAGAAACGUCUAGAGUGUCUAUAGACCAGGACAGCCGCCACAUCCCGCACAGUAAGCGGACCGCGGCGGCGGCGGCGGCUGAGGGCACGGGCACCACAGCGGUGUACAGCGGCCAGCUGGUGGUUGAACCAGACGUAGCGCGUAAGGGACAAAACGGAAGCCCGGAACAACGCAGUCCUGCAGCGGAGGAGACUACUGCCGGGCUGACAGUCACCGAAAGCCAGACAAUGGCGGUUGCAGUCACCCGGGGCGACCACGACCAUGAACACGACCAUGAACACGACCAUGACCAUGAACACGACCAUGAUCACGAACACGGUCAUGGUCACAACCACAAGCGAAGCGUGGACAGCGCGGAGUGUCUGAACGCCUCCACCAUCCUGUCGUCACACGGGAUGUUUCAGGGCGUGGACGUGACCCUCGCCGACUUCAGUUUCCUCUGCCCCGCCCUCCUCAACCAGAUCGACGGCGGAGCGUGCAUCCUGCACGGAGGCGCCGCAGAUGACGCGCAGACGGACCAUAAACACAGUCACGGCGACCACAACAACUCGGAGCCCGGCCACAGGGAGAGCCCUGCUGGAGAAAGUGACAAAAACAUUGCAAUAGCGUGGGUGGGAGGCUUCGUCUCAAUCACCAUCAUCAGCCUGCUCUCCCUGCUCGGCGUCGUCCUCAUCCCGCUCAUGAACCGAGUUUUCUUCAAGUUCCUCCUCAGCUUCUUGGUCGCGCUGGCCGUCGGCACGCUGAGCGGCGACGCCUUCCUUCAUCUCAUCCCCCACUCUCAGGGAGGCCACCAUCACCACCACAAGGAUGAAACGGGGCUGGGCGUGGAGGGACAUCACCUCCACGAUGAGCAGGAGGAGAACCUGGACGCGGUGUGGAAGGGUCUGACGGCUCUGAGCGGGGUCUACAUCAUGUUCCUCAUCGAACACUUCCUCACACUGGGCAAAAUGUACAAGGACAAGAAACAAAAGAUCCAGAAGCAGUGGGAUCAGAACGACAAAGCAGAUCCAGAGAAGCAGCCAGCUCUGGAAGAGGGCGACCUGAAGCCAUCUGAAGACGUGGAGACUAAUGGCGCGGGUAUUUUUGGCGACCACUCCAUCAACCUGCACGGCGGCAGCGUGGCGGAGGAGGAGCAGGUGAUGCUGGCGCCCCAGUUGUCGGCCGCCCCCUCGCCGCAGGGGUCUGCCGCCUACACCGCCGAGGACUGCGAGAACAAGUGCCACUCCCACUUCCACGACACGGUGGGCCAGACGGACAGCAUGCACCACCAUCACCACGACUACCACCACAUCCUGCACCACCACCACUCCCAGAACCACCACCCCCACAGCCACUCCCACUCCUACUCGGAGGAGCACUUCCAGCAGGCCGGCGUGGCCACGCUCGCCUGGAUGGUCAUCAUGGGGGACGGGCUGCACAACUUCAGCGACGGCCUGGCCAUCGGCGCUGCCUUCACUGAGGGGCUGUCCAGCGGUCUCAGCACGUCUGUGGCCGUUUUCUGUCACGAGCUGCCGCACGAGUUGGGUGACUUUGCGGUGCUCCUGAAGGCCGGUAUGACGGUGCGCCAGGCCAUCCUCUACAACGUGCUGUCGGCCAUGAUGGCGUACCUGGGAGUGGUGAUCGGCAUCGUGAUCGGACACUACGCCGAGAACAUCUGCAUGUGGAUCUUCGCCCUCACGGCCGGCCUCUUCAUGUACGUGGCUCUGGUGGACAUGGUGCCGGAGAUGUUGCAUAACGACGCCGGGGACCACGGCUUCAGCCACUGCGGCUUCUUCCUGCUGCAGAACGCCGGCAUCCUGCUGGGCUUCUGCAUCAUGCUGCUAAUCGCCAUUUUCGAGCACAAAAUCCAGCUGGACCUGGGCUACUGAGGGACGGCGUUUGGUCCUGAGCUCCGUGUGCGUCUCAGUGUCUCCGUCAGAAGUGUACUGUGUCUAUUUUUAUUUGUUGUUGUUGUAGACUGUCCCGUCGCCUUGAUUUAGUUUCUAUUGUCCACACGGUGUAGGGAGAAGUAGAAACGCAGAAAUCGAAUGUUGUCGUAGCGGAAGCAGAAGUUAAAAAGCUGCAGCGGCUCUGACGUUUGCCGCUCAAACUCAUUAGGAGUAAAAAAUAAUAACUGAAGAAGUUGUUUUUUCAUUUUCUUAGACUGCGGUUACAAACGUGCAGUAAUUUCUCUUUUUGUCAAAAAACUCAUGAAGUCAGAGAAGAGAAAAAGAAAUAAAAAGUCCCCCGUCCAAAUUGCUCUUUCCACAAAAAUGCUCAUUUGAUGAAUAUUUCACUUUUUAGCAGUUCCUAUUAACAAUAAACUCAAAAAGACCCUCUCAUGGGGUUAUCUGUCCCUUAAAAUUUUUUGCCAUCAUAUUUGAUUUGAUUCUUUACCCCAUUAUGUCUGAUUUCUGAUGUGUUGGAAGUGUUUCUGCUGCUGAGUCAAACCACAUCAGUAUUUCAAAUAAUCCCCUAAAGUACCGUAACAGCUCCACUGUUAGAAACACUAGCCUGGCUCCGCCCUCCUACGUACUUCUGCUCAAUUUUCAUUUCCCUUCAGUACUCUGUCUGGGUUUAUGGUAUAUUCUUGGGUUUUCUCCGGCCAAAUCUUUACCGGUCCAAUCAGAGAACAGAGGGAGGGGCUGAGAACGGUGACGUUGAGGUCGUGCUCUAGUUUGAGUUGUACUUCCUUAAUGGCGGCGGAGAAAGAUGCGAGCGAAGCCAUUCGGUCCGUUGUGGCAACGCUGCCGAAUAUCCAGAAGUUAAAGCCCGAGCAAGAACAAUCUUUGCUGAGUUGUGUUGGUGGCCGUGAUGUUGGUGCCCUCCUCCCCUAAAAAAGAAAUGGACCAGAGUCUGGUCCUACCAGGCUAAUGUACCAGAGUCUGGUCCUACCAGGCUAGUGGACCAGAGUCUGGUAGGACCAGGCUAAGACAACACCGCACUGGGAAACCAUUCCCAUUUUAAAUCCCCUCCUAUGAGAACUUAAAGUAGUGUCCACUAUACACCCCAAUCUCUUUCAGAAUAAUCUCUGCAGGCGAUAUUAUCCCAAUUCACGCUGCGACUAUCGAUCAUUUCACAUCUGAUUAAUCUGGAGCUUUACAUUUUCCUCAGAAGUGAUCUUCUCUUCUGUGAAGCUUUUUGAUUUGGGAUCAUGCAGCGGCACUUUGUAGUGUUAAAUUAUCCAAAAACAACACUAGAUACAUUUUAAUUAGCAUUUUAGGCACCGCUUGAACCGAACUGAACCCUAAACUGUGACCUCUGUUCAUGUGGAGCUGAACAAUCUACAUUCAUUUCUGCCAAUUUUCAGAUUUUAGUUUUUUCCUUUUUGUUGUUUGUUACAUUUUUGAAGGCCAUGUCAUGUGUACCAGAAUUCUUUAGUUUCAAUGCCUUUACUUUUGAGGCUGCCUGUUACUGUAGCUUUAAGCUUUACUUUAAGGAUUUCAAACUAAGCUGUCAAACUAUUUGUUUUAGUCCAACGCCUGCAGACGUCUUGAUUCUGUUAGUUAAUAAAGUGGCGGCAUGGAUCCGUUUUCUUGUCUUUAAACGAGUGCAAAGCUCUAAAUGUCUCCUAGGUAGGGUUGGGUACCGAAACCCGGGGCCUAAACAACCGGUAUCUACCGAAUGGAAACGCAGAUUUCGGUGCCUCAUUUUUGUGCCGCUUAAAUGCCUUCUGCGCUGCUCUCUGAUGCUCCGAAACAGACGUUUGAGGCAACAGAAGCAUCGCUGCAUGUCACACUAGUUAACACUUCACCUGACAGCAGGUAGCGUUAGCCUACCGUUAGCUAG
Perca fluviatilis (European perch) is the source of this 4366-nucleotide messenger RNA. It is a transcript of the gene slc39a6, whose product is annotated as solute carrier family 39 member 6. NCBI's taxonomy places the organism in Eukaryota, Metazoa, Chordata, Actinopteri, Perciformes, Percidae. Gene Ontology annotation, molecular function: zinc ion transmembrane transporter activity. Gene Ontology annotation, biological process: zinc ion import across plasma membrane; intracellular zinc ion homeostasis. The record is from RefSeq and is a predicted model, not a curated record. The coding region runs from base 16 to 2466 and encodes 816 amino acids. The transcript is spliced from 12 exons. Gene Ontology annotation, cellular component: membrane.